GACUGCACACACCAUACGAGGUAGUCAUGUCUUUCAAGUUGUUAUAAUAACCAAAGUAGCAACUGCGCGUGUGCAGAAAGGCUUAGGUGGAGUGGUGUCUGUGUACGUGUAUGUAGACGCCUUCUGUACAUCUCUCUGUGUCAUUUCUCUUAAUUAAGACAUCAUGUCGGAUCUUGUCUCAGUUGCUGCGAUCAAGGAUCUUCUGACAGAGUGCCCAAUAUGUAUAGAACACUUUGAUGACGCAACACGAAUUCCUCGUCGUAUGCCAUGUUGCGUACAGUCCAUAUGUCAGCCCUGUCUGGAAAGCUACAGUGGAGGUGCUGCAACCCUAUCCUGCCCCAUGUGUCGACGGCGACAUAAUCUGCCUGGUGGGGUGAAAUCUCUGCCCAAAGAGACUGUCAUCCUGAAGACUCUGGACUACCUCAAGAUCCAGAAAGGUCUCCAUCUGCCAUGUACAGAUUGCCCUGACAAGGAAAUAGCUGUAGCUCAGUGUGACAACUGUGGAACAUUUUUAUGUUCCAUUUGCUUAAGUGCCCAUAAACGGAAUACGGUAUCAAAGACCCACACUAUAAAUACAUUUGAUGAAAUGAAGGGCCGACCUCUACAGAGUUUUCGUCGUCUACAUCAGUGUAGUCAGCACCAACAACCUGUACAGUUCUACUGCUACACUUGUGACAAAGUCGUCUGUGUGUCCUGCACUGUAGUAGAUCACAAAGAAGGGAAGGGACACAACGUCGUGUCCGUGAAUGAAGCACACCAAGGAAAGGCGAAGUCCAUAAAUGAUGUUUUAGGAAAGAUAGAAGAGAAGACAAAGAGACUGAGCGAAACGGAGUCAGCCCUUCAAAAGAAGAUAGAGAACAUCAAAUUGUCAAUGAAGGUAGCAAGAGAUGAUAUCAAUAAAAUCUUUGACAACCUGAAGGAUAGGCUGAAUCAAAGAAGAACAAUCCUUCUAUCAGAUGUUGAGGGGAAAUCUGCUGAGAAUCUGAAGGUUACAGAGGAGGCCUUGGAUUCGACAAGACUACUGCUGACUAAAGUGAAAUCUUCUUCCGAAUACAUGCGACAGAUGCGCAACAAAGCUGACAAGGUAGAAGAUCUUCAAGUAAUGGGAUCAUCUAAGGCAUCUUUGAACUCCAUGUUGAAGGAGUCACCACAGGAAAUACCCUUUGACAGGACUGGAGUCAGCUUUGUUCAAGCAAACGUACAACAUCUGCAGAAUACUAUCAAUGUGGCAGGAAUGGUCAGAUCAGUCACGUUCUCCCCAACAGAGAGGCCGAAUGGUAUCCCAGAUACUGCAGUACACAACGUCAUCACACUGGAACCUGCAGAGUUCCCUACAGACUAGAGAGCUAUGACCGAAACUGCAAUUUUGGGAGAGAGCCAGAACUUGAAGCUGAGUUUGAAAUGACACUGCCCCUAGUUGAAACUUAUAGGGAUGUAAAUGGUGACAGUCAUCUUCCUUUUUUAGCAUAUGAAGCUAUAAAUUAUUACUUACAGCCUUUUCAGAAGAAACUUGGUUCAAGUUCAAAGAAUCUGUACACUAGUAGGUUUUUGAAAUUUUUUCGUUAUUCAAAACCUAGUAACAUGUGUUUCCUGAAGUCUGAGUGCUGUCUGAUGUGACUUACAAAGUCGAUAUUGCAAUUGAUGACGAUGGUUCUGUUGUGGAGGGGCAGUGUGAGUGUGCUGCAGGCCAGGGUCCAUCAGGACAUUGCAAACAUAUUUGUGCAGAGUUAUAUGCUAUGCACAAGUUUUCAACAACUGGCGAUGUUUUAACUGAAGAAACAUGUACUCAAAGAUUGCAAACAUUUCAUAAAAGUAAACCCUAUAAAGGCAGUCCCAUAAAGGCGACUGACCUUGAUUUAUGCAACAGUGAAUUGAAUGUUAUAUUUGACCCACGACCAGUUCAGUAUCGCAAAGUGCCAAAUUACCCUGACUUUUUCCGCAAUGUUUUGUUGAACCACCCUAGUGUCAAUACAUUUCCAGUUGCUCAAAUGUUUCCUCCAGCAAAUCCAUUUGCUGUUAAUCAUGAUCAUGAUUUUCUUAAGUUAUCUUUAGCUGACCAAUACCUGAAAUCCCAGAAUAUAUCAGAAAUAUCAGAUAUGGACAAAACCAACCUUGAAAUAAUAACCCGUAAACAGUCAAAGAGCGAGGAAUGGAAAACUGAACACACACAGAGAAUUUCUUCUUCCAAUUUUAGGAAAAUUUGUUUGGUAACAGACAAAACUGAUUUUCAUAAACUUGCUAGAUCAAUGACUAAGCCUUUCGAGGACAUUCAAAGUCCACCACUUAGACAUGGCAGAAAAUAUGAAAAGGUGGCAAUAAAAGCUUUUGAAAAGUCAAGUGGUUUCAAAACCUCACCAUGUGGCAUGUUUGUGUCAGAUGUUCAUCCAUUUCUCGCAGCUACACCAGAUUCACUUCUCGGUGAUGAUACUACCAUUGAAGUGAAAUGUCCAUUUGCAUCUAAAGACCGUCUAAUCUCUGAGAUAACUGUUCCCUAUUUGAAGGUAUCUGAGGGAAAACUUACCCUUGACAAAAGCAAGCCAUAUUUCUUUCAAUUGCAAAGGCAGCUCUACUGUACUGGUAGAAAACAGUGCAUUUGUAUUGUAUACACGAUGAAGGAUUUGAAAUAUUUUACUGUAUCUCGAGAUGACCAUUUCAUUGAAUCUAUGGUUGAAAAACUUGUGGCAUUUAUGACACCUUUUUUCAAAAAGGCACUACUUGACAAAUUCUAUUUCAGAGAUUAUGACAGGUAUUCCUGGUAAAUUUCAGUUACUGCUGAUACUCAUGUGUCAAUGGUCAUCAGCCCUAUAAACAAGAAAGACAGAAUUGUAGUCUCAAUGUUUAAUGCUGAACAUAUUAUAUUCUGCAUAUAUGGACAUUCACAAACAAAAAGUUAUGAAAAAACUUGCAGGGCUCCAUUUAAGGAUGAUAUUUCACCAGAUGCAUGUUGACGUGAAAAGAGUUGCAUCAGACAAAACCAGGUUGAACUCUGGUCCCAUACAUUGAUGCAUUCACUUGUGUAAAUAAAUACAAUCUCAGAUGUUUAUUAAGACAUUUAGUACUUACUGUUACAGUACUAUGUGACAAUGGCAACCAUCUCUUAAUCACUCCAGUAGUUAUAAGUUGGAUAAUCUAAAUAUCACAAUGUACACACUGGUCCCAUACAUGGAUGCAUUCACUAGUCUAAAUAAAUACAAUCUCAGAUGUCAGUUCGUACUUACUGUUACAGUACUAUAUGACCAGGCACCUCAUUAUCAACUACUUGAAAGAAAAAAUGGUCUUUAAAAAAAAUAAAUCUAAAUAUGUAUGUGAAUCAUUAAUUGCCUGUUUUUAAAUUUGAUGUGAUGCUAUAAUCAACUGACAUCAUUGCUGACUGGCUAGGUUUGAGCACAACCACCAGUGGCUUAGUUAAUGACAUAAAUCCUGCUGGGGUAUCGUGCAGGAAGCAGAGGCACGGUAAGUCCCCAUGAUCCCCGGGUUUGGUUUCUGAUGGCCUAUAACCCGUGUUUUAAAACUGUAUAAAUGAUAUUGUUAUGUCCAAAUGUGUAUGAAAAAAUGUUUUUAAAUAUACCUUUGCAUUCAUGAGUAAAUUGUGUAUAUCAACUUGGUCUCGUCGCUAUAUGGCUGAAAUAGUAUUGAUGUGACAUUAACUUUUAACUCCUUUUGUGACGAUUGCAACCAUCUGUUAAGUACUCCAGUAGUUAAUAGUUGGAAGAUCUAAAUAUAGAUGAAGCUACAGUGCAAUACAUAAUCACAAUUCAGUGUCCAUACUCAUAAAUAUCAUCACUGCUUGAAGCAUACUCCUUCAGCUCUAUAUCUGAGGAAUUACAACUGUCAUGUGAUUAUUAUCUGCAGCUGAACUGUUUGAGGGAAUGAUAAAAAAACAUUGUCAUUGACUUCUUUCUUGUCAUGAUUGCCUUUUAUAACAUCUGAGAGAGCUGAAGCAACAGCACUAAGAUGUGCCAAAUA
Haliotis rufescens (red abalone) is the source of this 3966-nucleotide messenger RNA. RefSeq names its product E3 ubiquitin-protein ligase TRIM33-like. The record is from RefSeq and is a predicted model, not a curated record. The transcript has 3 exons. The coding region runs from base 164 to 1342 and encodes 392 amino acids. Gene Ontology annotation, molecular function: zinc ion binding. Lineage: Eukaryota; Metazoa; Mollusca; Gastropoda; Lepetellida; Haliotidae.